Messenger RNA from Hyalella azteca, 1050 nucleotides. RefSeq lists its product as uncharacterized. The record is from RefSeq and is a predicted model, not a curated record. NCBI's taxonomy places the organism in Eukaryota, Metazoa, Arthropoda, Malacostraca, Amphipoda, Hyalellidae. The transcript is spliced from 2 exons. The annotation marks the transcript as partial.
CCCAGCUACCGAAUAGCCACGGGCCCGUCCCGCAUUCUCAGUCCGAGGGCGCUUCUCCCAGCAACGACUUGCCGCAGGUCCCUGGUGUUACAGAGGGACACCAGGGCACGCGCGGGUACGAGUGGGUGGCAUGGGGUCGACUGUGGCAGGUCGUGGCAUGGCAUGACUCUCAUUUCAUGGCACCGACGAUGUUACUGCGCGAGGAAGGCAGUGCAAAAAGCCGUGUGCAGCCCAGCUACCGAAUAUCGCAGUGUUUUUUCAAAGGAUAUGUAGUGGGACACCAACACUCGUCUGAUGUUGCUCUCAGCGCCUGUGAUGGACUUAGUGGCGUGAUAAGAGUGGGCGAUGAUAUUUAUUUCCUCGAGCCAAUCGAGCUGGACGCUGAUGGAACGAGAAUUGAGGAUCGCGAUCCAAGUAAUUCUCAUGGAAGCUCUACCAAUGAAUCUUCUGGACCGCGGUCGGCUGAAGCGUCACGCGCAUCCAGCAAUACACUCCUCACACGCUCGUCGAGCAGUCCUUUACAUGAGUGGUACUCCAACCCUGCAAGAAUUCCCGAUAAAGAGGCAUCCACUGAAGAAGAUUACACAGUCGAAGAAGAGGUUCGGAAUAAAUUGUCGAGAUUAGCGCGAUUAGAUAGUCUUUCAAAAGAAGAAAAAGACGAGCUGUCCAAAGAGAAAAAAGUAGAAGAUGUGGGCGACGAAGGCGAAGAAACAUUCUUACCUGACGGUGACUACUCUAUAUUCGGAGAAGAUCGUGUGUCCUCCGUGGCAACUCCUCCGAGAUUACAUAUUUUUCGGAAGGCUGGGCUAAGCUCGGGACUUCUGAGCAGCAAUUCAAAAUUUAGACAAAAAAGAAGUACAAACGACCAAGAUUUUCCUGGUAGUCAUGCUAGAACGUUGUGGAGAAAUGGGCACGAGGUUUUAAACGAUACCAGUGACAGCGAUCGCCUCAAUGCAAGGAAAAACGUGCUCCACGAUACGGAGCACCGAGAUCUACACACAAGAUUGGGCAGCAGUCGAUACGACGCUUUACACAUUUGCGACGCUACCG